AUGUCGGACAGAGUAGCUCCAAAUCUUAUACCUCCACGCACAAGUUCAACAGGUGUCACCAAGCCACCCGGUAAGGACAUACGAGGACAGAUGAUCGCAGCAUAUAAUCGAUGGCUGCAGGUGCCGGAGGAAAGCCUCGCCAUCGUUACCAAAGUUGUGGUGAUGUUGCAUACUGCUUCGUUGCUGGUUGAUGAUGUUGAAGACUCAUCGCAUCUUCGCAGAGGAGCCCCAGUGGCACACAACAUCUUCGGCGUCCCGCAGACCAUCAACUCUGCAAACUAUGUAUAUUUUCUGGCUUUGGAAGAGAUCCAGAAACUAAACAACCCCGAGGCCAUCAAUAUCUUCAUCAAGGAACUUAUGAAUCUGCACCGAGGCCAAGGCAUGGACUUGUACUGGAGAGAUACCCUGACCUGUCCCACUGAAGAAGACUAUCUGGAAAUGGUCGGCAAUAAGACCGGCGGCCUCUUCAGACUGGCAAUCAAACUUAUGCAGACAGAAAGCAAUGUUCCCAUAGACUGUGUACCCCUAGUUGACCUGAUGGGACUGAUGUUCCAGGUCUGUGAUGACUAUCUCAACCUCUCCAACCCAACUUAUAGCAAGAACAAGGGGUUAUGUGAAGACUUGACAGAAGGAAAAUUCUCCUUCCCUGUCAUUCAUAGUAUUCGAGCACAGCCGGAAAACCGCCAACUUAUCAACAUCCUAAAGCAGAAGACUAACGACAAUGAAGUCAAACAGUAUGCUGUGAGGUACAUGAAGAGCACUGGCAGUUUCGAGUACACAAGAAAGGUCGCAAUCGAACUACGUGACAAGGCCUUUACUUUGAUCGAUGAAUUAGAACGCACUUUUGCCGUAAUACCUGGACAGAGGGGAAUAAAUGGAGAGACGGGCAGUGGUAACUUGGUGCGAGCGAUCCUUAAUCGAAUCAUUGACCCUGUGUUGACAGACUAUGGGGAUAGUUGA
Molecule: messenger RNA, 960 nt
Organism: Microsporum canis CBS 113480
Lineage: Eukaryota; Fungi; Ascomycota; Eurotiomycetes; Onygenales; Arthrodermataceae
Product: geranylgeranyl pyrophosphate synthetase
Exons: 4
Coding region: 1-960 (319 amino acids)
Biological process (GO): isoprenoid biosynthetic process
Molecular function (GO): prenyltransferase activity
Source: RefSeq, a predicted model, not a curated record